AUGCUUAAUAAUCGUCAACGUAUUAUUGAAUGUAUACGAACACCUAUUCAUUUAUUAUUGCAAGGUGAAACCGGUGUUGGAAACAGUAGUCUUAUACUUGAUGUUGCUGCUGAUCUUCAAAAACCAUUAAUUCGUUUUAAUCUUUCGUCAAAAACUGAUAUUGGUGGCUUAUUUGGUUCAGUUAAAUUAAAAACAGUCAAAAAUGCAAAUGAUCAACGACAAGAAAUUGAAUUAGAUUAUGAAGAAGGUCCAUUUACAACAGCUUAUCGUAAUGGUCAAUGGCUUUUAUUAGAUGAAAUGAAUUUAGCACCACCAAACGUUCUUCAAGCAAUUGAACAAGCAUUGGAAUCCGGUGUAUUGACAAUACCAAAUAUUGAAGAUGAGGAUAAUGUUGAAGAACAACAAAAUCAAGCAAAACAAAAUUGUCGUGUCUAUCAAAUACAUUCAGAAUUUCGUCUUUUUGCAACACAAAAUCCAUCAACAGGCAAAUAUAAAGGCGCACGUGAUACACAAUCAACAGCUCUAUUAAAUCGUUUCAGUAUUUUUAUUGUUGAAGGACCACAAAAUGAUGAAUUAGUCGAUAUUGUUACAAAUAAAUUAAAAAAUGAAAAAUUUCCUUUUGCAACUCAAACUACACAAAUGGUAAAUUUACAUUUGAAAAUCAUGGAAAUCAUUAAAGAUAAUGAUUUCAAAGAACGAAAUAGAAAUUAUUCUGAAAUAACCAUACGUGAACUUUUUCGUUGGUGUCAAAGUUUAUGUGAUUAUGAAAAGAUGUUAAUUAAAGGCUCACAAACAGUUAGUAAACUUGCUCCUAAUAUAUUCAAUCAAAUUCUUACUGAACAAGCAUAUGCUAUUUAUGGUUUACGAUUUCGUGAAGAACAAAGUCAAAGUCAAAUUGCAAGAAUUAUCGAAAAUCUCUUUCGUCUCAGUCCAAUACCCUCGUCAAAAUUAUCGAUUGAAUAUCGUCCAAAUAAUAAUGCUGUUGCAUUUCUAUCCCAACAACGUUUAUUAUUACAAAUGUCAAUAGUUUUUCUUGAUCUUGAAAUAAUUGUUGAAACUUAUAUAAAUCUAUGUCGAGAUGAAAAACAACGAAUGGAAAUUAUUAAAUAUAUUGCUGCAGAAUUUAGUAAACCUGUAACAGAUCUUUCAAAAUCUGCUUCAUCACUUUCAUCUGCUCAUUCAUCAUUUUAUCUAGAUGAUGAAGCUAAUCGUAUUGCACAAUUUAUUUUAGCAACAUCACCAUCACAACCCAUUCUGAUUGUUGGUCCAGAAGGAUGUGGUAAAAGUCGUCUUGUUCAAGCAAUAGCUACAUUAACAAAUGUUCGUUGUCAACAUUUAUAUUUAACACCACAAGCCGAACCAGCAGCUCUUGUUGGCUCUCUCGUACCACAUCCAAAAUUACCACGUUGGCAUGAUGGUGCUGUAAGCGAAGCGAUUACUAAAGGACAUUGGCUUAUUCUUGAAAGCUUUUCUGAGGCAUCAUCAGCUGUUCUUGAACGUUUAAAUCCUGUUCUUGAACAACCACCUCAGUGGGUUAAAGUAGAAAAUAAUGAAACAGAACCUGUACCAGCUAAUCCUAAUUUUCGUAUUAUUGCUACAAUGUCUCCACCAACUGGUUGA
Messenger RNA from Didymodactylos carnosus, 1620 nucleotides. The record is from the annotation of a GenBank genome assembly. NCBI's taxonomy places the organism in Eukaryota, Metazoa, Rotifera, Eurotatoria, Philodinida, Philodinidae.